This is a messenger RNA of Lachancea lanzarotensis, 1746 nucleotides long. Its product is annotated as LALA0S15e01684g1_1. NCBI's taxonomy places the organism in Eukaryota, Fungi, Ascomycota, Saccharomycetes, Saccharomycetales, Saccharomycetaceae. The record is from RefSeq and is a predicted model, not a curated record. The transcript has a single exon. Bases 1 to 1746 code for a protein of 581 amino acids. Gene Ontology annotation, cellular component: Golgi apparatus. Gene Ontology annotation, molecular function: alpha-1,3-mannosyltransferase activity. Gene Ontology annotation, biological process: protein O-linked glycosylation.
AUGCCUUCGCUUUCCACAAUCAUGUUGCGUGGCAAGCGAUAUCGAAGACUGUGUUUGUUGGCGCUCUUUUUUUUGUCAGCCUUCAUCCUGAGUUCAUUUCGUUUAACCCAGCUCUCAAAUGGGCGGUCUAACGUUGUACUGCAAUCCCUCUUCGAAAAACAGCGGGAAGAAAACGCUAGUGGUUCGAAAAUUAGUGAAGAUAAGUGCAAUGAAUAUUUCAGAUCUCUCGCUUCACUCGAUAGUGGAUGGGACAUACGAAGCUUCGGACACAAGCACACAUCCUACUUCUCCAGAAGACAUGUACAGGAGUCUGUGCGUCACAUGAGGGUGUUCGGUCAGUGCUUCAUCCAAAACUCCUCGCCAAACGGGGAUCCCAACCUUAAAGAGGUCGAAAAUAAGCUGUUUCCAUUAUUUACCCUCGUAUUUCCAACUUUUACAAGAUGGGACGGACUGAUAGUCGAGGGCUUCCCAUGGGCAGAUGAGGCCACUAGCAUUGAGCGGCCAGCGGUUUCCCAUGAACUGUUUUGGAGACAAAUCACGGACAAAAUGAAUGGCCGGGGAAUAGUGAUGAGUGUAGGAGAAGGCGGUGGGGUUUCUGAAGCCAAACGGCUACUCAGGGUACUGCGGGCACUUCAAAAUAAUCUACCCAUUCAAAUUGUGCAUAAAGGAGACCUCUCAGACAUUUCGGUGCAGGGGCUUGUCAAAGCCGGAAGAGAUCCAACCAGAAUUGAAGUGGCUGAUACUAGCUACGAACUAGGACAUCCCCAGGAGAUUUGGUUUGUGGAUGCUGAGAAGUCGGUGAAACCCGAAUUUGCACACCUAUUCACAAGGUACUCCAAUAAGUGGAUCGCCUCAUUGUUCAAUUCCUUCGAGGAGAUGAUUUUCCUGGACACAGAUGCAGUGCUGUUUGAGAAGCCCAGCUCUUUUUUCACUAUCGAUGGCUACCAAGAAACGGGCGCUUUUUUCUUCAGAGACCGGCUUAUUGACGAAUAUAUCAACCGCGGCGAUUUGAACUACUACAAGAAGUUAUUGCCGUCCAAAAUUGAAGCUCACGUAUUUAACCUCGAAACCGGUGAAGAUAUGAUGAGGCAGAACGAUGUCUUCCAGUUUCGUUUCAAGCAUGUAGUGGAAGCCGGUGUGUUUAUUUUGAAGAGACGAACUCAUAUGCCUGGUCUUCUCAUUUCUACCGCCCUGAACCUGUGGAAGGAAACAAAUGAAGUCUUUCAUGGGGAUAAAGAGCUUUUUUGGCUAGGCCAGUCUAUCGCUGGUACCAGCCGAUAUCAAUUCAAUAAGAAUCCAGCGGGUGCCCUAGGUUCCUUGACAAGGAACAAAGAGAAAAAUAUCACAUAUACAUGCUCGGCACAGCCGGGUCAUUUCGAUGAAAAUCAUAAACUUCUUUGGCUGAAUGGUGGUGCAAGGUACUGCAAAUGGCAAUCAUGGGAUUAUGACCUCUCGAAACAUAAGUCGCUCAGAAAAUCUUACAAAUCGGCCAAAAACCUAAGAAAGCUUUAUGCAUCGCCGAUAGAGGCGAAUGGGGCAAUCAUUCCAGCUAGGUCAAAUCUGUCGCUGCUCCAAAAACUGCUAGGAACGAAGAGCGGUUUUCAGAAGUGCGAGGAGAUGGGUUGUGCUGGCUACCUUUGGUGUGCAUACAGUCGCGCCGAUCAUUCCGCUGGAUUGACUUUAGAAUUCUCACAGGAGGAGAACAAUUAUUUCAAAUUCAUUGUCAACGUGUGGAAUUCGGAAUAA